AUGUUUUUAAGUAAGUGUGCUGACAGUUUAGCUAGACCACUCUGUAUGAUAUUUAACCAAUCAUUUCUAACUGGAACAUUGAAUACAAGCUGGUUAAAAGCGAAUAUCACUCCAAUUUUUAAAAAUGGGGAUAGGUUGAAUGCAGGUAACUACCGUCCAAUUUCAUUGACCUCUGUUGUUUGUAAAGUAAUGGAAAGUAUUGUUAAGGAUACAAUAAUGAACCAUUUAAAUAAAAAUAAGUUAAUAAUACCAGAACAACACAGAUUCAUUAAAUCAAAAAAUUGUGUAACAAACCUUCUUGAGACAUUAGACAUAAUAACAGAAGCAAUAAAUUGUGGAAAAUGUGUUGAUGUUGUCUUUUUAGAUUUUUCUAAGGCAUUUGAUUCAGUUUCGCAUUCCAGGCUGCUCUUGAAACUUAAGUCAUUUGGUAUUGUCGGAAAAUUGUUGCAAUGGUGUAAAGCUUUUUUAGCAAAUCGAAAACAGAGAGUUGUUUUGGGACUGUUUGAAUCAAAAUGGGAAACAGUUCGUAGUGGGGUACCACAAGGAUCGAAAGAUAGUUACGAGCAAAGAUUAGAGAAAAUGGACUUACAAAAUCUAUCAAAUAGAAGGGAAAAAGGUGAUCUUAUCCAAAUCUACAAAUUCAUGAACAAAAUUGAUACUAUCAAUUGGCAUCGUGAACCAGAAGUAUUGGGUAGACUAACUAGAGGACACAAUCACAGGUUGCGAAGGCAGUAUGUUUAA
This is a messenger RNA of Hydra vulgaris (swiftwater hydra), 741 nucleotides long. The record is from RefSeq and is a predicted model, not a curated record. Lineage: Eukaryota; Metazoa; Cnidaria; Hydrozoa; Anthoathecata; Hydridae.